CUUCCUAAUUUUAUUAUUUAUUUCCUAAUAUUUUUAUCAUAGAUGUACGUAAAAUAAAAACACAAUUUGGUCCACACUCCACAGUUGUACCAUCUUUACCAAAUCAAAAACCUAACACUAAACUUUCUCUUGCAUAUAUAAAAACACACCUCCUCUACUCUUAACUCAUAUCACUAAUCACCAAAACAUAAUACAAAAAGAAGAAACAAACAUUAACAAAAUGGCAGCUAAUCUAGAGUGGUGUGACAGUGAUGUAGAAGAAGAUUACAUAGACAUGGAAGUCACUUCUUUCACUAACCUCGUACGCAAAGCUCUCAACAACAACAACAACAACAAGCCUAGAGAGUUUGAGUUCCAAAUGUCUCAUCUAUGUCCUCUCGAGAUAGACAAAACCACUUCUCCAGCAGAUGAACUCUUCUACAAAGGCAAGCUCCUCCCUCUUCACUUACCUCCACGUCUCCAAAUGGUUCAAAAGCUUCUAGAAGAGUACACCUUUGAUGAAGAAUUCUACAGCACACCUUUAGCCACCGGAACGGUUACUACUCCGGUGACUAGCAACACCCCGUUCGAGUCUUGCACCGUCUCUCCGGCAGAUUCUUGUCAAGUGAGUAAAGAGCUUAACCCUAAAGACUAUUUUCUUGAAUAUUCAAGUUCAUUGGAGGAUGAUGAGAAGAAGAAAUCUUGGGGCAAGAAGCUAAGAUUGAUCAAACAAUUGAGUUUUGGAACGAAGAUUAAAGCUUCGAGAGCUUAUCUAAGAUCGUUCUUUGGGAAGUCAAGUUGUUCUGAUGAGUCAAGAGUUGCUGAUGAAGGAUCUAUGUUGAGGUAUUCUCGAGCAGAGAGACCUAAAAAGCAGAGUAACGGUUCUGUUCCUAGGAGCCAUAGGAGAUCGUUUUCGGUUUCCAUGAGGAGACAAGCUGCAAAGAGUUUGAACAACAAGUCAUCGGCUAGCUUAGGGUUUCGUCCGUUGCAGUUUUUGAAGAGAAGUACGAGUUCGAGCUCAGAGGUAGAGAACUCUAUUCAAGGAGCUAUCUUGCAUUGCAAGCAAUCUCAGCAACAGAAAAAGCAGUAUAGUGUUAAUGAGGUCGGAUUCUGUUCGUUGUCAGCUUCAAAAAUUGCGGGAGAAUAUGAUCAAGAACGGGCUCAGAUGUUUAGGGGUUAACUAAAUAAUUAAAUUGGGCAGGAGGAUGAUGACAAGAUAAAAAAAAUGAGUGAGAGUGAGAGAACUAAAGAUUAAAUUCUUUGUUUUCUUUUGAUUUUUACUCUUAUUUUGCUUCUUUGUUUUUCUAUGAAAUUUCAUAAAUCCUUAAGGCCAUUUCCGUGUAAAAAAUAAAUAAAUAUGAAUAUAAAUAUUUGCUUGAGAUUCAAUUACAUGUGAUUUGAAAAUUUUUAUUCGAUUCCAGUUUCGAAAUAUAAAUUAAUUCAAAUGUCUACCAGAAUCUGAGAGUAAGGAUUUUAUUAUUGAGUAGUAGAAUGCUAACUUUUUCUCCCAACGUAUAUGUGUUUAAAAUCAUUCAUUUGUAACACAUAUGUUUGAUGUUGUUUAGCUUGUUUAUCUUUAUUUUUCUCAUAUUGGUUUUUCUUAAUAUUGACAAAAAUAUAACUAAAUCAGACUCUAAUUAAGUACAUUACACCGCAUAACAGUUAUGAAUUAAUUUUUUUUUUUUUUUGCUAUGGUUGUUCAUAAUUGAUUUUAUAUAAUUGUAACUAAAAAAUAUCAUAUGAAUAAUUUAAUUUACACUUAAUUCUUGUGAAAACGUGGACUGUCUCUAAUUUGACACAUCUUUUGAACUUAAAUAUUGCAUAAAAUCACCACACGUAGUGAUAUUAGCAGGAAAAAAAAAAUUCUCAAAGGACAAAAGAGAAAACACAUAAAUUAUUGGAGAUUGAUUGAGAGACUGAAAUGAUGAUUCCCUAAACACGAGUGUUCAGAGUCAGCCGGUCGCUAGAAAGGUUCACUUCUCGUAAAGUUGAAAAUCUGGAAACAUGGAUCCUUGCUUCCAGAAAGCUGAUCGCUACUUCGCUCCAUAGUUAUUUUUUAAUAUUUAAGUGUAAUUUGUGAAAACAAAUCAUUUAUAUGUCAAUGAAGAAAUUAUGUCUACGUGUACAUAAAAGCAUCAUUACAAGACAUGAUGACGUACACAGCAACCUAGGGGUUAGGUUGAAAUCCGAAGUCUAAUUAACCCAUUUUCUAAUGUUAAUUAAGUAUCUUAUCCAGCGUCCGCUUUUAUGUUAAUCUCUAUCAACCUUUAGACAUAAUAAUCUGUAAAUGGCAAACUAUUAGUGUAUAAUAUUGGUUAGAGUUGAUAUAAUCUUGGUUUAUGUUAUUAGUAUUGGUACAAGAUGUAAAACAAAAUUACAGUUGGUACAAGAUGUAAAACAAAAAAAAUCCAAAAAAGAAGAUGUAAAACAAAAUUACAGUUACUUUAAAAUGUAAUUAACAUCGACUAAAUCGAAUAAAAUAAAGUUCUUUAAACUUGAUCAUUUUUUUCUCGAGCCAUCUUUUUCUCGAGCCCCUUCAGCUCAACUAACAUAAACCAUCCAUACUUAAUCCCUACGAAAACGUCUUCUUCGAAAAUUCAUAUAUUAUUAGAAAGAGAUUUUAACAAAGUUUUAUUUGAAUUCUUUAUAUGGUUAAGAUUAAAGUUUUGAUUCUUUUAUAUCUUAUUUUCUUUUGUAAGGUUUGACUGUUCCACACAUUGUAGUUUCAUCUAAAUUAUUUUUAUAUGGUUUAUUAUCCUCCAUUAUAUUACACAUUGGUUGUCACUAUGAUUUUAGCCACUCACUCGUUAUGGCUUUUGUAAACCUGGAGUUUAUCUAAUUCAUGUGCAGUAAACUCGAAUUGUUAGAUUAGAUAGAUAAUAAUAUACACAAAAAAAAUUCUCUAGUGUAUGUCUCUUGCAAGAAUUAAGGGACACUCGUGAAUUUUAGAAAAUCAGUCCAAGGCCAAAUGGAAAGAAUUAUGGUAUCACAUCAUUAUAAAUAUAAUCAUAUAAGGCUUAAACAAUAUAAUCAACUCUAAAAGGCAGCUUGGGAGGACGGGAAGGGACAAGAGAACCCAAAGCUGUGUACUACUUUUUAAUAGCUUUUGGCGUGUUUGAUUUAGAGCGUGUGCAUCAAUUUAAACUUUCAAAGCCUUAAAAUAAGAUUACCUUGUCCAAAGCUAUUCUUUCUCUUUUAAACUUUUGUUUGUGGCUUAUAUAUAAAACAAAAGAAGAACAAGACAAUGAAAAAGGAACUCUUAGCGCAUCAUGCGGACAUACUCAUUCUGAUUGUCCACUAAAGAUCGCCAUUUUAUUAGGGAAGAUUACCCAUAAGAUCAAACUUUUGAAGAGAAAGAUGUUUCUUACAUCCCUUACACAUCAAACUUUUGUCAAUCUCUUAGGCCCAUCUCAUGUUUGGAUUAAGGCUACUAUCAUCACUUAGGAUCAUCACCUGGGGCUUACAAUCAAGUCCAACUUGCUCUCUUCUAGUGGGUGUCCAGAAAACAUGUGGUAGCUACCAAUAACAUUCCUCCGGCCAGGGGCAGACCCACGUAUCAGAAGGGUGUGGCACGUGCCAUAUACUAAUUGCAUAAAUUUCAUGUGCAAACUUAAGGACAUAUUCAACCGUGUUGCUUGUUGGCUUUAAAAGCUCAAUUGUGCCCCGCCCCAUCCAAGUUUGAAGCCUUAAAUGAGCUGUGUUUUUCUCUUUUGUACUUUUUAGACUGUUUCCUUCUUUCCUUUGUUUUUCUGCUAAAUAACAUUAUUCUCUUUUGUUAUUAUUUUUUUCUUUAACAUCAGGUUUGGAAAAAAAAAUAUUUAAAUUUUACUUUCGAAAUUUGUUUUCAACUAAAAUGAAUAUUUUUUAAAAUAAAGUUAUUGUGCGUAGUAAAUAUAUAUAUGAUUUUAUAAUAUUAUUUAUAUUAAGUGUCUAAAAUUUUAAAAUUGCUUACCUUUUUAGUAUGACUUACUUUGCAAAAAUGUAAGAUGUAAAACAGUAUAUUUUAAAAAUUAAUAUAAUGUAAUUUAUUAAAUUAUAUAUAUAUAUAUAUAUAUAUUAUACAUUAUAUUCCAUGUUAAAUUAUUUUCUGGAUCCGCUCAUGCUCCGGCCUCCAUUACCGUAUGGACUUCAACACCUUCAACGACUCCACUAUCAAUACCAAGGGGCGGCG
This is a messenger RNA of Brassica napus (rape), 4150 nucleotides long. Its product is annotated as probable membrane-associated kinase regulator 4. Gene Ontology annotation, cellular component: plasma membrane. NCBI's taxonomy places the organism in Eukaryota, Viridiplantae, Streptophyta, Magnoliopsida, Brassicales, Brassicaceae. The coding region runs from base 221 to 1159 and encodes 312 amino acids. Gene Ontology annotation, molecular function: kinase inhibitor activity. The transcript has a single exon. The record is from RefSeq and is a predicted model, not a curated record.